Molecule: messenger RNA, 2022 nt
Organism: Acanthosepion pharaonis
Lineage: Eukaryota; Metazoa; Mollusca; Cephalopoda; Sepiida; Sepiidae
Source: the annotation of a GenBank genome assembly
AUGUCUUUCUCCUUCUUCCUAUUCCUUUCAUUCUUUCGUUUUUUCUUUCUUUUAAAGAAAAAGGAAGGAAAAAAGUAUUCUUCCAUAUUCUUGCUUUCUUUUUUAGGCUUUGUUUAUUUUCUGUCUUUUUUCUUUCUUUCUUUUUUAAACUUUCUUACUUUUUCUAUUCGUUUCUUCCUUUCAAUCUUUCUUUCUUCCUUUCUUUUUCUUUUAUUUAUUUUGAUUUCUCUUACUUUCUUUUAUUAUUUCUGCUUUCCUUUGUUUUCUUUUUUGUUUUUCCUUUUUCACCUUUUAUUUUUUCCUUUUGUUAUUCUUUCUUUCUUUCUUUCUUUCGCCCGCUCUUUCUUUCGCCCGCUCUUUCUUUCGCCCGCUCUUUCUUUCUUUCUUUCUUUCGCCUGCUCUUUGUUUGUUUGUUUGUUUGUUUGUUUGUUUGUUUGUUUUUCUUUCUUUCUUUCUUUCUUUCUUUCUUUCUUUCUUUCUUUCUUUCGCCGCCCGCUCUUUCUUUCUUUCGCCCGCUUUUCUUUCGCCCGCUCUUUCUUUCUUUCUUUCUUUCUUUCGCCCGCUCUUUCUUUCUUUCUUUCGCCCGCUCUUUCUUUCUUUCGCCCGCUCUUUCUUUCUUUCUUUCUUUCUUUCUUUCUUUCUUUCUCUUCAUUUCGCCCGCUCUUUCUUUCUUUCUUUCUUUCUUUCUUUCUUUCUUUCUUUCUUUCUUUCUUUCUUUCUUUCGCCCGCUCUUUCUUUCGCCCGCUCUUUCUUUCUUUCUUUCUUUCUCCCGCUCUUUCUUUCCUCUUUCUUUCUUUCUUUCUUUCUUUCUUUCUUUCUUUCUUUCUUUCUUUCUUUUCUUUCUUUCUUUCUUUCUUUCCGCUCUUUCUUUCUUUCUUUUCUUUCUUUCUUUCUUUCUUUUCUUUCGCCCGCUCUUUCUUUUCUUUCUUUCUCUUUCUUUCUUUCUUUCUUUCUCUUUCUUUCCUUCUUUCCCGCUCUUUCUUUCGCCCGCUCUUUCUUUUCUUUCUUUCUUUCUUUCUUUCUUUCUUUCUUUCUUUCUUUCUUUCUUUCUUUCUUUCUUUCUACUGUUUCAGUUUCUUUUACUUUAUUUCGCAUUCAUUUUCUUUCUUUUGUUUCUUUUUCUUUCAUUCCUUCUUUUAUUUUUGUCAUUCUUUCUUUCUUUCUUUCUUUCUUUCUUUUACACUCUUUCUUUUUCUUUCUUUCUUUCUCGUUCUUUCUUUUAUACAUUUGAUCUAUCUAUCUAUCUAUCUAUCUAUCUAUCUAUCUAUCUAUCUAUCUAUCUAUCUAUCUAUCUAUCUAUCUCAUGUAUGUAUGUAUGUAUGUAUGUAUGUAUCUAUCUAUCUAUCUAUCUAUCUAUCUAUCUAUCUAUCUAUCUAUCUAUCUAUCUAUCUAUCUCAGUGUGUUCAUAUCUAUCUAUCUAUCUAUCUAUCUAUCUAUCUAUCUAUCUCAGUGUGUUCAUAUCUAUCUAUCUAUCUAUCUAUCUAUCUAUCUAUCUAUCUAUCUAUCUAUCUCAGUUACUUCCUGACUCACUCUGACCGUCCUAUCUAUCUCCGUGUGUUCAUAUCUAUCUAUCUAUCUAUGAAAGGGACAAAACUAUUCUUAUGUUCAUAUCAUUCAGUAAUCACCUACCAUGAGUGGCUCUUGAACCUUGUACUGGAUGAAAUUUAUCAUCUAUCUAUCUAUCUAUCUAUCUAUCUAUCUAUCUAUCUAUCUAUCUAUCUUAUCUGUUCUUUUACUAUCUAUCUAUCUAUCUAUCUAUCUAUCUAUCUAUCUAUCUAUCUAUCUAUCCAUCUAUCUAUCUAUCUAUCUAUCUUAGCCUGUUCUUAUCUAUCUAUCUAUCUUAGCCUGUUCCUAUCUAUCUAUCUAUCUAUCUAUCUAUCUAUCUAUCGAAACCUUUCCAGAUCUAUCUAUCUAUCUAUCUAUCUAUCUAUCUAUCUAUCUAUCUAUCCUCCUCAUACUCAUAAUCUUGAUUUUCUUUCACUUCCUUUUACGUUCAUAUUCUCUACCAUGAGCGACUUUUGA